AUGUCUAAUAUAUUAGAAAAUAAUAAUAAUAAUAAUAAUGUUGAAGGAACAACAAAUAUAAAUGAAGAACAUCCAACUACACCACCUUCUCUGUUUGAGCUGAGUUAUAAUUGGAAGAUGUUAGGAUUGUUUAUGUUGUCGUUGAUGGUGCUGCUGUCAGCGUUGAAUUCGACGACCAGGAAGAAACUGGUGGCAAUUCUGAGAGGACUUGGAAUAGGUGUAAGAAGAGUACCACGUGUCAUCAAAGAACUAAAGAGAAAGGGUUUCCAUUUUAGUGGUUUGAUCAUACCGAUCAUCUAUCUAUUCGGUUUGAACUACACAACUUUUAUAACACAGAAAUUCGCCUUUAACUUGAUGGGUUCAAUAACUUUAGGUUAUUUCAUUUGGGAAUGUCUUAGAUUGAAUAUUCCAGCAGUGAAAGAGUUCUGUCUGAAAGCAUACGGCGGUAUGAUGAGAGAGAAAGAACGUGAUUCAUUCAAUGGUGUACUCUUUUAUCUUUUAGGUUCAACUUUGUGUAUAUAUUUCUUUAGACCAUUGAUUGCAAUUGCAAGUAUAUUGUUUUUGAUUAUUGGUGAUUUCUGUGCGGCUUUAAUUGGUAUUUCAUAUGGAAAGACAAGAAUAUUUGGAAAGAAAUCGUUGGAAGGCACAUUGGCAAUGUUCUUUGUUUGUCUAUUGAUUAGUUUAGCAUUGUUUUGGCAAUCAAAUCUGUGCGAACAAUUGGCAUUCUGGGGAGCUUUAUCUGCAGCUCUGGUCGAAUUACUCAACCCAUCGUUUAUCGAUGAUAAUCUGACAAUCCCAAUAGUCAGUGGUUUAAUGAUAGAAUUAAUCUCAAUUAGACUUCAUGCUCAGAUUCCAGAUCAUACCUUAUCAUAA
Molecule: messenger RNA, 873 nt
Organism: Heterostelium album PN500
Lineage: Eukaryota; Evosea; Eumycetozoa; Acytosteliales; Acytosteliaceae
Product: diacylglycerol/polyprenol kinase family protein
Exons: 3
Coding region: 1-873 (290 amino acids)
Molecular function (GO): ATP-dependent diacylglycerol kinase activity
Source: RefSeq, a predicted model, not a curated record